This is a messenger RNA of Exophiala bonariae, 558 nucleotides long. RefSeq names its product 60S ribosomal protein L12 (gene RPL12). Bases 1 to 558 code for a protein of 185 amino acids. Gene Ontology annotation, biological process: translation. Gene Ontology annotation, cellular component: ribosome; cytosolic large ribosomal subunit. NCBI's taxonomy places the organism in Eukaryota, Fungi, Ascomycota, Eurotiomycetes, Chaetothyriales, Herpotrichiellaceae. The transcript has 4 exons. Gene Ontology annotation, molecular function: large ribosomal subunit rRNA binding; structural constituent of ribosome. The record is from RefSeq and is a predicted model, not a curated record.
AUGCCUCCAAAGCUCGACCCCAAUGAGAUAAAGAUCAUCCACCUCCGCGCCACUGGCGGUGAGGUCGGAUCGUCUGCAACUCUCGCUCCCAAGAUCGGUCCCCUUGGUCUGUCGCCCAAGAAGGUCGGUGAAGAUAUCGCGAAGGCAACUGGUGACUGGAAAGGUCUCCGUGUCACCAUCAAACUCACCAUUCAGAACCGACAAGCGGCCGUCUCCGUUGUUCCUUCCGCCUCGUCGCUGGUCAUCAGAGCUCUUAAGGAGCCCCCUCGGGACCGCAAGAAGGAGAAGAACAUCAAGCACUCCAAGUCUAUCCCUCUGGACGAGAUCAUUGAUAUUGCACGAACCAUGCGUGGUGCCAACAAGUCACUUGCUCGUGAGCUGAAGGGAACCGUGCUCGAGAUUCUGGGUACUGCUUUCAGUGUUGGGUGCCAAGUUGAUGGCCGAUCCCCCAAGGACAUCAGUGAUGAAGUCAAGGAGGGAAGCAUCGAGAGUACGUUAUCUCAACAAGAAUUACUGCAUGGAUUUUUGGCUAACAUGAUUCCAGUCCCUGAUGAGUAA